UCUUAACACCGUAAGGCAGUAGUUGGACUGGUCGGGUCAGUGAUAGUUGUUUAACCGGUUGGCUUGUACGACCGCGGUUGCGCGGAUAUGUUUAUUAAUACUAAGCUAGUUCAACCGUUUAACUAACUUGUUGUCCUCGCGCUGUGUAGCCGGAAGUCGUCGGAGUAAAAUAAUCCGACAGUUGUCAUAGCUUCAACCUGUUAUUUCGUGACUAUGUUAGCAGUCGUCACCGCCGGUGUUGCAGCUGAGUGCUAGCUUAUUAGCGCAGCGUGACAGUUUCUCCUUCUGCUGCGUAUCAUAGUUAAGGUUKUCGGCAUGCUGCAGUGAGUGAUGUACUGGGUGUUUGUGUUAGUGGUGACCAUGACCAUAUCCGGGGUGCAAGGGUGCUCCAAUUCCCAGAACUGCACCACAGCAUCACCGUCCAAUGAUACCAAUAAGGACUACUGUUACUCGGCUCGAAUACGCAGCACAGUACUCCAAGGACUGCCUUUUGGUGGGGUACCCACUGUCCUCGCUCUUGACUUUAUGUGCUUUUUGGUUCUGCUGUUUGUGUUUUCCAUCUUGAGGAAAAAAGCGUGGGACUAUGGGCGCCUUGCUCUGGUGAACGAUGCUGACAGAGUAGCGGAACAACGAUACAGUCGUCUGGAUGAUCGGGAAUACAUGAACUUCUCCUGUAUGAGCGUGCCGCGUGAGCCACACAGACAGGAUGCUAACAGGGAGAGCUCUGCCACCACCAUGAACUCACCCAAGCCAUCGUCGAUGUCCGAACGCUACGAGCGCCUCACCUCUGUGUCGAGCUCCAUGGACAUCGAUAACAGAGACUAUGGUUUCUGCUCUUGGCUGACUUCUGUCUUUCGCAUCAAGGAGGACGAGAUAAGAGAGAAGUGUGGUGAAGAUGCAGUGCAUUACUUGUCCUUCCAGCGUCACAUCAUUGGUCUGCUGAUUGCAGUGGGUGUGCUCUCUGUGGGCAUCAUCCUCCCCGUUAACUUCUCAGGAAACCUGCUAGUUAAUGAUGCUUAUAGUUUUGGGCGAACUACAAUUGUUAAUCUGACUGCAGAUAAUGCACUACUGUGGCUGCACACGAUUUUUGCUUUUCUCUACCUGUUGCUGACUGUGUACAGCAUGAGGCGGCACACGUCUAAGAUGCAUUACAAAGAGGACGAUCUGGUGAAGCGCACUUUAUUUGUUAUUGGCAUCUCCAAAUAUGCCGAGGAGAAUGAAAUAAAGCAACAUUUUGAACAAGCAUAUGAGAACUGCAGUGUACUGGAUGCUCGCCUUUGUUUUGAUGUGGCCAAGCUGAUGUAUCUCAACUCUGAACGGAAGAAGGCCGAGCGCAGCAAGAAGUUCUUUCUUGACCUGCAGGCCAAAGAACACGUCAAAACCAUGAUCAAUCCAAAACCCUGUGGACACCUUUGCUGUUGUAUCAUUAAAGGCUGUGAGCAGGAAGAGGCUGUGAGCUAUUAUACUAAGCUGGAGGCAAAACUAAAAGACGAAUACAGGAAAGAGAGGGAGAAGGUUAACAAGAAACCUUUAGGAAUGGCCUUUGUCACCUUUCAGAAUGAGGCCAUAACUGCUAUAAUUUUAAAGGACUUCAAUGCUUGCAAGUUUCAGGGCUGUCAGUGCCGUCGCGAGCCCAAAAACUCUCAGUUCAGCUCCAGGCUGAACGUACACAACUGGACCGUCAGCUACGCUCCUGAUCCACAAAAUGUCUACUGGGAGCAUCUGUCAGUGGGAGGAGCCACCUGGUGGCUCCGCUGCCUCAUAAUCAACUGUGCCCUCUUCCUUCUUUUAUUCUUCCUCACCACCCCUGCCUUCAUCAUCUCCACCAUGGACAARUUCAAUGUUACCAAACCAGUGGAGUACCUGAAUAAUCCAAUCGUCACCCAGUUCUUCCCCACCCUCCUUCUGUGGUCUUUCUCUGCUUUACUUCCCACCAUCGUCUACUACUCUGCCUUCUUUCAAGCCCAUUGGACUCGGUCAGGAGAAAACAGAACUACAAUGCAUAAAUGCUACACUUUCCUAAUCUUCAUGGUCCUGUUGCUGCCCUCUCUCGGACUCACCAGUUUGGAUGUUUUCUUCCGGUGGCUUUUUGACAAACAGUUUUUAUCAAAAGCGACAGUGAGAUUUGAGUGUGUUUUCCUUCCUGACAACGGAGCCUUCUUUGUGAACUACGUGAUUGCGUCUGCGUUCAUCGGGAACGCCAACGACCUUUUGAGGAUUCCCGGUUUGCUCAUGUACAUGAUCCGGCUCCUGUUGGCUCGCUCUGCAGCAGAACGAAGGAACGUCAAAAAGCAUCAAGCCUAUGAGUUUCAGUUYGGAGCAGCUUACGCCUGGAUGAUGUGCGUCUUCACUGUGGUCAUGACCUACAGCAUCACCUGCCCCAUCAUCGUCCCGUUUGGGUUGAUGUACAUGCUGCUCAAACACCUAGCUGACAGGUACAACAUGUACUACGCCUAUCUGCCGUCCAAACUGGACAAGAAAAUCCAUUCUGGAGCCGUCAACCAAGUGGUGGCUGCUCCCAUUCUUUGUCUCUUUUGGCUUCUUUUCUUUUCCACAGUUCGUUCUGGGUUCAAGGCUGCAACAUCCAUGUUUACCUUCGUGGUUUUGGUCAUCACCAUCAUAAUUUGCCUCUCUCACGUCUGCUUCGGACAUUUUAAGUAUUUAAGUGCCCACAACUACAAGAUUGACCAGGAGUUGGAUGGGGUGGAGAAUGGAAGAACAGCACGUCCUUGCACUACAAAUAAGCAAAUGUACAUCGCCGAAGUGCUCCAAGAUCCGAAUUCGGAAGAAGCUGGAUCGGGCAGCGGUGAGGACGACGGCCAGGGGUCCUCGCAGGACGAGGAGAUAAUUAACGUUCAAAAUGGCCUGAACGCRGACUUCCAGUCCGGUGAGGACAGCCUCAUCGAUAACGAGGUGCGGCACUGAUCCUGAGGCCGSGUUUAAACGUGACGAGUGCACUGAAAAUAUGUGAAUUAAACGUGGAACUGAACCAAGAGUUCGCCAAAGCAUCUGAACCUCUGAGGGACCGAACCCUGACUAACACAAGCACACUGUCUACUCUGGAUUAAAAGGAUCGUCUCUCAUGGACGUCGUCUUCGUUGGGUCUCGUCAAACUACAUCUACGACUUCCCUGCAGUGAGAAUCYCUGACGAUACAAAGGCAGCCCCUUGUGUCUGUCAGUGAGACACGCCUCAAACACUGCAUAAAGMCCAAGAUAAGAGGACACUAAUGCACAAUUUGAAGUUUUUUUUUUUUUUUGGCCUUUUAAGGGGAGUUCUCUGUGAUCUCUUAACUUUAUUGCACUUGAAUGAACGAACAUGUAAGCUCAAGUUUCACUAAGGUACAGCAUGCAAACUGAACGGAUGGAAGGUUUUUUUUUUUCGUUGUUGAUUCUCCCCCUCCCAUAACGCUUUGCCAGUAUCUCUGUCUGCUCUAGAUGCUUCUCAUGAAUAAGCAGCUUAUAGAGAGAAGCUCUCGUGUCAGCAGAUGGCUUAGUUUGUGCUAAAAAACGUUUGUCCAAAUUCUUAGAAGCCUUAUAAAAAAAUGCUACUAACACUCCUGGAAGCUUUGACUCUGUACAGCUCUAAAACUCUAGAUUUGUAAAGUAGCCUUUUUUUUGGGACUUGGUAUUUAUUUGUAGGCAUGACACUUUUUAAAUACUUUGUAGUUUGAUGUACCCCUAAACUGUGGAAAAGUGAGUGGUAGUUUGGCACACUACACUGGUGAUCUCUGUCAGUCCUUGAGCCUGUGUUGGACUGCUGCUGAUGGACUGCUGCUACUGAUGCUGACCCGCCCCCGGUAGAAGAAAAUCCCUGUGUGGAGAGUCUGGAUCCUUUUGUGUUGCUCAGAUGGAAGAGUAAAGGCCUUUUUUUUCUUUUUCUGGGUCAGCUUCAAACGACAGUAUGACUAGUUCUUUUUGUUAAUGUUUACAUCGCCUUGUAGCGAUUUUCUCAUAAGCAUUAGGCGACUGCUCAUAGUUUUAACUUCUGUCUCUGUAAGCCCCACCCCCUUUUAUAUUUACACACUUUAUCAUGUAGGUAGUACACUGUAAGUUCCUGUGGUCACUGCACUUUGUUACAAGUUCCUUUUUGUCAAUACUUAAUGCGUAAGUGUAGAUUAAUGACUCAAAUUGAGUAUUUUUUUCUUUUUUUUUUUUGCAAACAUAGGCUGAUAAGAGUUAGAGGUGAUGACCAACAACGAUUUAUCCCCUCAGCCUUCACAAAGAAUGAAGAACCAGAUUCCAAUCUCAGAUCCAGUGUUAAAACACUACUGCCUUAUCAGCAGGCAUGUACUUUACUCCACAGYUGAUUAUAAAGCACGCAGGUUUAAAGUUGACUACAUUUAUAACGGGCGUCAUUCGUACCAAACUGUUUAUUUUCUUUUAAUUUAACCAAAAUAAACGAAUCCACUAACGAUUGGUCAUCAUCCUGCUCAGGAUCUUUAACAUCUUGUUGCUUUAUCUUAUUUUCUUCUUCGUGAAGACAUUAGCUGCCGCACUAAACUAGUUAGCAAACAAAUCAAAGCUACUACUAAUGGAAAUAACCUGCUGUCACUCGUAUGAUUGACACAAGGAGCUGACCCUCACCUGUGGCUGUUCUUAUAGUUCCUGUUAGAGCCGAAACUUAGAGAAGCCUCUAAUGCUCCUCCGGUCAGGACUGGGUGACUGUUCUGUAAAUCUGUCGGUGUUUCCCGUCGAACUAACCAAUCCUGUGGAGACGACUCGCAGCUUCUGCUUCUCAGCACUGAAUGUACAUUUAUACCAAUUUUUUUUUGUUUGUUUUCUUAGAUGAAUGUGGCCUCUAAGUCAUAACAUGACCGCUGUAUUUUUACAGCUUUAAAAAAAUAAAAUAGUUUCUCAUGCUAUUUAGGAAUUGAACUUUUUAUACUGUAACAAAAGUCACUGGUCUAAAUGUCUCAGCAUUUCAUUUGAGCAGAGUUGUCAGCGUCGCAGUUAGUUUUCGGGGAGGAGAGAAUUCCAAGUUUGUGUGUGUUUUUUUUAAUUCAUUAUUUCUGUAUAGACAGUCCGAAUAACUGGAAACAUGCAAUGUUUUUUUUUUGUAAACAGCCAAGCUAACAUGUUGUCUCUACUGUGUACUCAGAAAAGGAAGUAAUAUGUCUAAAAAAAAACUACACAGUUGAAA
This is a messenger RNA of Austrofundulus limnaeus, 5141 nucleotides long. It is a transcript of the gene tmem63ba, whose product is annotated as transmembrane protein 63Ba. Lineage: Eukaryota; Metazoa; Chordata; Actinopteri; Cyprinodontiformes; Rivulidae. Gene Ontology annotation, molecular function: nucleic acid binding; calcium-activated cation channel activity. Gene Ontology annotation, cellular component: plasma membrane. The transcript is spliced from 25 exons. The record is from RefSeq and is a predicted model, not a curated record. The coding region runs from base 331 to 2925 and encodes 864 amino acids.